Heterocephalus glaber (naked mole-rat) is the source of this 3607-nucleotide messenger RNA. It is a transcript of the gene Asic1, whose product is annotated as acid sensing ion channel subunit 1. Gene Ontology annotation, molecular function: pH-gated monoatomic ion channel activity; ligand-gated sodium channel activity. Gene Ontology annotation, cellular component: plasma membrane. Gene Ontology annotation, biological process: sodium ion transmembrane transport. The record is from RefSeq and is a predicted model, not a curated record. Lineage: Eukaryota; Metazoa; Chordata; Mammalia; Rodentia; Bathyergidae.
GGCUCGGCGCUGAGCCCACGAACGGCCCCGCGCCCAGGACCUGCUGCCGACUGCGGGCUUCCCGAAGCCCCCUCAGGGUCCCCCUGGCAAGGAUGGAACUGAAGGCCGAGGAGGAGGAGGUGGGUGGCCUCCAGCCAGUCAGCAUCCAGGCCUUCGCCAGCAGCUCCACGCUGCACGGCCUGGCCCACAUCUUCUCCUACGAGCGGCUCUCUCUGAAGCGGGCACUGUGGGCCCUGUGCUUCCUGGGCUCACUGGCUGUGCUGCUGUGUGUGUGCACCGAGCGUGUGCAGUACUACUUCCACUACCACCACGUCACCAAACUCGACGAGGUGGCUGCCUCCCAGCUCACCUUCCCUGCAGUCACGCUGUGCAAUCUCAAUGAGUUCCGCUUUAGCCAAGUCUCCAAGAAUGACCUGUACCAUGCCGGGGAGCUGCUGGCCCUGCUCAACAACAGGUAUGAGAUACCAGACACGCAGAUGGCCGAUGAAAAACAGCUGGAGAUAUUGCAGGACAAGGCCAACUUCCGAAGCUUCAAGCCCAAGCCCUUCAACAUGCGUGAAUUCUAUGACCGUGCAGGACAUGACAUUCGAGACAUGCUGCUCUCCUGCCACUUUCGGGGAGAGGUCUGCAGCGCUGAAGACUUCAAGGUGGUCUUCACACGGUAUGGAAAGUGCUACACAUUCAACUCGGGCCGAGAUGGGCGGCCACGGCUGAAGACUAUGAAGGGUGGGACAGGCAAUGGGCUGGAGAUCAUGCUGGACAUCCAGCAGGACGAGUACCUGCCAGUGUGGGGGGAGACUGAUGAGACGUCCUUCGAAGCGGGCAUCAAAGUGCAGAUCCACAGUCAGGAUGAACCUCCUUUCAUUGACCAGCUGGGCUUUGGUGUGGCCCCAGGCUUCCAGACCUUUGUGGCCUGCCAGGAGCAGCGGCAGCUCAUCUACCUGCCCCCGCCCUGGGGCACCUGCAAAGCUGUUACCAUGGACUCGGAUUUCUUCGACUCCUACAGCAUCACCGCCUGCCGCAUUGACUGUGAGACCCGUUACCUGGUGGAGAACUGCAACUGUCGCAUGGUGCAUAUGCCAGGGGACGCCCCGUACUGCACUCCAGAGCAGUACAAAGAGUGUGCAGAUCCUGCCCUGGACUUCCUAGUGGAGAAGGAUCAGGAGUACUGUGUGUGUGAAAUGCCGUGCAACCUGACCCGCUACGGCAAGGAGCUGUCCAUGGUCAAGAUCCCCAGCAAAGCCUCAGCCAAGUACCUGGCCAAGAAGUUCAACAAGUCUGAGCAGUACAUAGGGGAGAACAUCCUGGUGCUGGAUAUUUUCUUUGAAGUCCUCAACUAUGAGACCAUUGAGCAGAAGAAAGCCUAUGAGAUUGCAGGGCUCCUGGGUGACAUCGGGGGCCAGAUGGGGCUGUUUAUUGGGGCCAGCAUCCUCACCGUGCUGGAGCUCUUUGACUACGCCUACGAGGUGAUUAAGCACAAGCUGUGCCGACGCGGGAAGUGCCAGAAGGAGGCCAAGAGGAGCAGCGCGGACAAGGGUGUGGCACUUAGCCUGGACGACGUCAAAAGACACAACCCGUGCGAGAGCCUCCGGGGCCAUCCUGCCGGGAUGACGUACGCUGCCAACAUCCUACCUCACCAUCCGGCCCGAGGCACGUUUGAGGACUUUACCUGCUGAGCCCCGAAGGCCACUGUACCAAAGGCCUAGUUGGGGAGGGCGAGGAGAGCAAGGGGCCCCCAGGUACCCCCUACAUCAGCCCUGGGGACUCACCUGCACUUCUGGGCAGUCCUUUCCUCUUGUCUGUGGUGAGGAAGGAGUCUUGACCACAGAGUCCUCUCCCUGCCUCUAUCCCAUUCUUUUUAUUUUAACAAAACUAAGCUAAUCUGAACAAGAGAACGGGGCAAGGGAUCUCAGGCUGUCCCUCUCUGCUCCAUGCUGCUUCCCCUAGCUCCCAGCCUGAAUUGUGUCUGUCUGGCUGUCAGUUAUCUGAGUGUCCACCUACAUUCUGCUGCCACCAGUCACCAAAGCCCCCUCCCAGUGAGGGGUGGAGGGAAUCCUUGGGGUCUGGAAUUGGCCCCAAACCAGAGAAUGUAUUUUAAGGGGUAGGGCUAGUGGGGGGUCAGCCUUAAGAGACCCUCUCAGCCAGUGACUCCCCCCAAUCCCAAAUCUCCAGGCAGGAACUAAAACCCCAUCCUACUCUUUCACACCAUGUGGAAUUUCUAGGGGGUGGGGAGUGCCCUGAAGAAGUGGAAAUGGGGACAAGAUAUGGCCCUGGUGCUGUAGGCCACAUCCUGAUACCUACAAAUUCACCCCACUCCAGAUCCUGGAGAGAAAUCUCAAGAAGCAGCCCUUCUCUACAUCCCGAGAAAAACCUGGCUGGUUAGCUCCAGCUCAGGGUGAGGGGCACUGGUGCCUGACCUCACUGGCUCCUCCCCUAGAGGGCCCUCUGCAAGGGCCACAUCCAUAAAUUUUCUUAUGGAACUCUCCCAAGUCCUCUGCCCCGACUUCAUCUGCUUCUUUCAACAACCUCAUCUGCAUUUUCUAUUUCUCUAUGAUACAGACUCUAUAUUGCUAUUAUCUCUGUAUAUACUUUCCUCUGGCCCUGUCUGUCUCCACCCCAUCCCCUCUUGUCUCUGAGAACCAUCCUCACACCCCAAGUUUCCCUUUAUGUGUUUCUUCCCCUCCUCUGUCUGAAUGCCUUCGCCUGUAUAAAGAAUUGGACUCUCUCCCCUGGUGUCUGUACUGUGUACACACAUCCCUCUGAGAAGCACAAGGAGACGACACGCGCAUUGUAACCUUCGCACUGUCUCGGUGGCGACAUAAAGGAAGCUGUGAAUCACAAGCUCUGCCUCUUUCUGGCCUCACCCUCUUCCCCCAACCCAGGCACCUUCUGCCAUCCCUGCAGCCUUAACAUUCCCUUCCCCUGCUCCUCCUAUCCCAAGGCCCUUUGCCUGGCUGACUGUGGCCUCCCUAGGGAAGGGUUUGCUACACAGGUAUCCCUACCCAGGGAGCAGAGAGCUGUGCUGGACACUAAGUCAAGAAUGUCAGAGACAGAGGGACCUGGGGAUUGGUGACUUAUGCAGCUGGGGCAGCGGGUGCCCACAGGCAGAUGCUGAGGUCCUCAAAUCAGUGGCCUUUCUGGGUGCCCAGCCCCCUUCCUCACCUGAUGCCCAAGCCCACCACUUAUAUUUUCUGGUGAGGCACGGUUUGGUCAUGGGAGGAAAGAGCAGGCCUAGAGGAGGAGUGGAAAGCUCUGCUGUUCUAGGCUUCCCUACCUUAAAAAGAAAUGUGAGGUAGAGGGCCUGCCCCACGCCCUCCACCAGGCACUCCUCCCAGGCCAGAGCCCCAACUCCUUUCCAGGCCUUCUCUGCCCACCUGUCUUUUGGUCUCCAAUUCCAGAACAGGACCCAUGGGCAGGUCUGUGUGUUGGCCUGAAGUGGAGAGUAAGGCUAUAGGAUCUUUGGGAACUGUUGGUUCCUCAGAAAUCAGUCCUCCCCAGAGGGAAGCAGGAGCAAGGCCAAGAAGUGUGUGCUGGUUGAGGGAACAGCAGGCAGGGCUCUCUCUGGGUGACGCAUGCCUCUGGUCUAAUAAACUGGGUUCCAACCAUC